Molecule: messenger RNA, 1264 nt
Organism: Olea europaea var. sylvestris
Lineage: Eukaryota; Viridiplantae; Streptophyta; Magnoliopsida; Lamiales; Oleaceae
Product: protein SULFUR DEFICIENCY-INDUCED 1-like
Exons: 4
Coding region: 142-1023 (293 amino acids)
Molecular function (GO): protein binding
Source: RefSeq, a predicted model, not a curated record
CAGCCUCUCUCUAGAUUGCGGAUGUAUAUACUGCUGUGUAUGAACUUUUAUAGAGAUUAUAAAAAAUGGAAGGGGGUUUAAAGAAGAUGGUGAAGAAAGAGAAAGAACCAUUUCAUGUAAUUCACAAGGUUCCUUCAGGUGAUGGUCCAUAUGUUAGGGCUAAGCAUGCUCAGGUCUGCUGUUUCCAUCUAUCAAAUCUCUCUUUCUAUCCCGACUCUCAAAGUUCUAUCUAAAAAGAUAGUACAGAAAGAUCCAGAAACAGCUAUAGUAUGGUUUUGGAAGGCCAUUAACGCAGGAGAUAGAGUGGACAGUGCUCUCAAGGAUAUGGCUGUGGUUAUGAAACAAUUGGAUAGAACUGAAGAGGGCAUCGAAGCCAUCAAGUCCUUUAGGAGCCUUUGUUCAAAACAAGCCCAAGAAUCACUUGACAACGUUCUCAUUGACUUGUACAAGAAAUGUGGAAACGCUGAUGAACAAAUAAUACUGCUGAAGCAUAAGCUUAGAAAGAUAUACUUAGGAGAGGCCUUCAAUGGGAAGCCGACUAAGACCGCUCGUUCUCAUGGGAAGAAGUUUCAGGUUUCAGUCAAGCAGGAAACUUCAAGAAUACUGGGAAAUCUAGGCUGGGCUUACAUACAGAAAGGCAAUUACAUGGCAGCAGAAGUUGUAUACCGAAAGGCACAAAUGAUCGACCCGGACACGAAUAAGGCUUGCAACUUGUGUCAAUGCCUAAUAAAACAGGGAAGAUACGAUGAGGCAAAUUUGGUUCUUCAAGACAUAUGGCAGUAUAAACUACCAGGUUUCGAUGAUUCAAAGUCGAGAAAUCGUGCUGAAGAAUUGUUGUUAGAACUGCAAGAAUCUGGGCAGACUCUGCCUUUGUUAACGCCGAGUCUUCCUGAAGGCCUAACCUUUGAAGAUGAUUUCGUUGAAGUGCUUGAACGUGUGAUGAAUGAAUGGGCUCCUGCUAGAUCAAGGAGGCUUCCAAUUUUUGAACAGAUUUCUCAGCAUAGAGAUCAGUUGGCCUGUUGAUUUCAUUGAAAUUACUUUUAUUCUUCUGUAUCUUUUUUUAUUUUAUCAGUUAGAAUAUGUAAAAUUAUUAGAAAAUCAGUAUGUGGAAUAAUGGUUUGAGGGUCUCUAAAUUGAUGAACAUGAUGUUGGGACAUGAGUUUGGAGAAAGAAAUGCGCUCCAUAGAGACUGCAUUUCUUAUUUGAAAAAUAAAAAAAUCAGUUUGUGACCUCAACAAAUGGGUCACUUCUGUAUUCGUCACCA